AUGGUGUUUACAACACAUCUCAAAAGGACUGAGUCAAAGUUUUCGUCCAACACCCUGGUAGAAUUCCUCGAAGAGGGUACGAUGGAAUACGAGAGUGACACCGCUGCCUCGAGCAUCUACGACCAUCCUCCAGCCACGCCACCGGCGCGUAACAACACGCGCAUCGCGCCAAUUCCAUUCGUGAAACUCGAUUAA
Messenger RNA from Peronospora matthiolae, 195 nucleotides. The record is from the annotation of a GenBank genome assembly. NCBI's taxonomy places the organism in Eukaryota, Oomycota, Peronosporomycetes, Peronosporales, Peronosporaceae.